Molecule: messenger RNA, 5145 nt
Organism: Pteronotus mesoamericanus
Lineage: Eukaryota; Metazoa; Chordata; Mammalia; Chiroptera; Mormoopidae
Gene: TBC1D16
Product: TBC1 domain family member 16
Exons: 12
Coding region: 135-2420 (761 amino acids)
Biological process (GO): activation of GTPase activity
Cellular component (GO): early endosome
Molecular function (GO): GTPase activator activity
Source: RefSeq, a predicted model, not a curated record
GGCGGCGGCGGCGGUGGCGGCGGCGGCGGCUCCCGGAGCCGGCGCGAAUCCGGCCCCCGCUGUGGGAUCCGGGCAGGUGCGGACGAGCCCCGCCUGGGCCCCAGUGCGCGGAGGAUGGGAACACCCCCCCGGCAAUGUCUCUGGGCCGCCUCCUCCGCCGGGCCUCCUCCAAAGCCUCGGACCUCCUGACCCUCACCCCGGGUGGCGGCAGCGGGUCCCCCUCCGUCCUGGAUGGCGAGAUCAUCUACUCCAAGAACAACGUCUGCGUACACCCGCCGGAGGGGCUGCAGGGGCUGGGCGAGCACCACCCAGGCUACCUGUGCUUGUACAUGGAGAAGGAUGAGCUGCUGGGGACCACCCUCAUUCUCGCCUGGGUCCCCAACUCUCGGAUCCAGAGGCAGGACGAAGAGGCGCUGCGCUACAUCACCCCCGAGAGCUCCCCCGUGCGCAAGGCGCCCCGUCUGCGGGGCCGGCGCACCCAGAGCUCGGGCGCCCCCCACCCGACCUCCCCCACAGAGCCAAGGCCCACCCUGACCCCCAGGGACGAGGACGUCCUGGGGGUGGCCCAGAGCCUCCGGGAUGCCGUGCACGUCAGCCCUUCACCCGAGGACGGGGAGAAGCUGGCCCGGGGCCUGGGGAUGGACGGCCCGCAGCCGGCCCACAGCGACUCCGGGAUCUUGUCCGCGGUCAGUUCGCAGGAUGGCACCGAGGAGGGGCGGGAGCCGCGGCCUGAGGCCGGCGAGGAGGAGGGCUCCCUGGAGCUGUCGGCGGAGGGCGUGAGCCGGGACAGCUCCUUCGACUCGGACUCAGACGCCUUCUCCUCCCCCUUCUGCCUGUCGCCCGUCAGCGCCGCCCUGGCCGAGAGCAGCGGCUCCGUGUUCCUGGAGAGCGAGAGCGGCUCCCCCUCCAGCGUGGACGCCCACCUGCGGUUCCCGGACAGCAACGGCCUCCUGCAGUCGCCGCGCUGGGACGAGCCGCAGCGGGCGCGGGCCCUGGAGCAGAUCUGCGGCGUCUUCCGUGUGGACCUGGGGCACAUGCGUUCCCUGCGCCUUUUCUUCAGCGACGAGGCCUGCACCAGUGGCCAGCUGGUGGUCGCCAGCCGCGAGAGCCAGUACAAGGUCUUCCACUUCCACCACGGCGGCCUGGACAAGCUGGCGGACGUGUUCCAGCGGUGGGAGUACUGCGCCGGGACCCACCGCAAAGACCAGGUCGCCGACGAGAAGACGUGCAUGAAGUUCUCCAUCCGACGCCCCAAACUGCCCUCCUCCGAGACGCACCCCGAGGAGAGCAUGUACCGCAGGCUGGACGUCUCCGCCUGGCUGCAGCACCUGAACGAGCUGGGCCAGGUGGAGGAGGAGUACAAGCUGCGCAAGGCCAUUUUCUUCGGCGGCAUUGAUGUGUCAAUCCGGGGGGAGGUCUGGCCCUUCCUGCUGCGGUAUUACAGCCACGAGUCUACGUCGGAGGAGAGAGAAGCGCUGCGGGCGCAGAAGCGGAAGGAAUAUGCCGACAUCCAGCAGAAAAGGCUCUCCAUGACCCCCGAGGAGCACAGGGCAUUCUGGCGGGACGUGCAGUUCACCGUGGACAAGGACGUGGUCCGGACAGAUCGGAGCAACCAGUUCUUCCGAGGCGAAGGCAAUCCGAACGUGGAGAGCAUGAGGAGGAUCCUGUUGAACUACGCAGUGUACAACCCGGCCAUCGGCUACUCCCAGGGCAUGUCGGACCUGGUGGCGCCCAUCCUGGCCGAGGUCCUAGACGAGUCGGACACCUUCUGGUGCUUUGUGGGUUUGAUGCAGAACACCAUCUUCGUCAGCUCCCCUCGGGAUGAGGACAUGGAGAAGCAGCUGCUGUACCUGCGGGAGCUACUGCGGCUGAUGCACCCGCGCUUCUACCAGCACCUGGUCUCGCUGGGCGAGGACGGACUGCAGAUGCUCUUCUGCCACCGCUGGCUGCUGCUGUGCUUCAAGCGCGAGUUCCCUGAGGCCGAGGCCCUGCGGGUCUGGGAGGCCUGCUGGGCGCACUACCAGACGGACUACUUCCACCUUUUCAUCUGCGUGGCCAUCGUGGCCAUCUAUGGGGACGACGUCAUCGAGCAGCAGCUGGCCACCGACCAGAUGCUCCUGCACUUUGGAAACCUGGCGAUGCACAUGAAUGGGGAGCUGGUACUCAGGAAGGCGCGGAGUUUGCUCUAUCAGUUCCGCCUCUUGCCCCGGAUCCCCUGCAGCCUGCAUGACCUGUGUAAGCUGUGUGGGACUGGCAUGUGGGACAGCGGUUACAUGCCCGCCGUGGAGUGCACGGGCCACCACCCGGGGUCGGAGAGCUGUCCUUAUGGGGGCACGGUGGAGGCGCCUUCGCCCAAGCCCCCCAGAGAAUGCAAGAAGGGCCCAAAGACGCCUCGGGAGGGCUUUGCUUUCCGCAGAUAGGUCGGGCCCUCGCGCUGGACAGAGGUUGAGGGGGACCUUCUCCCCGAGGGUCCCAAGCAUGUGGGAGGGGGUGGGGAUGGGCAUGGACGGGACAGGGGAUGGUCGAAAUGUAAGGAAAACGCCUUUGGGCAACAUGAAGGGGACAUUUUCAUAUUAACGAUGAAAGCAGAAUCUGGACGUGGGAGAAGGAGUCCCGCCCGCCGCCCGGAGAAAAGUCAGCUCCCGAGAGACGGCGGCACCAGAACGCACGGCCCCUCCGCCUGGGGAUGCAGGCGGUCUGGCUUCCCGUGGCGCCCUCCUCCGAUGCGUCCCAGCCAGGCCCAGGGUGUCCCCAGCUUUGCUCGCCAAUGCAGGGCGCUGCCAGGCAGUGGGGAAGGCAGAGGCAGGAAAAGGGGGGCUAGUUCACCCACCAGCGCCUGGGGAUGCAGAACAGGAGGGGGACCCCCCGGGCCAGAGACGUCUUUGCAAGCUGGACGCCUCGUGGUCGGCCCCGUUCCCUGAGCAAGCCCGCCGCCUCCCACGGCUCCUCCAGCUGCAGCUGCGGCCCUGAUGUGAACAUGUCUGCCCCGCAAGAGAAAAAUGCCCCGCUGAUUUCAGGAGCGGGGGUGUGAUCUGGGGUGGGUUGAGAAGCUGGGGGCUUUCACACUGUCCACGCAGACGUUGUACACCGUGGCUGGUGAGGGAAACGACCUGCCUGUGAGCUGAGCCACGGGGUGUCGGAGAGCGCCGGCCUCCUCCGGAGCGGACGACUGUCUGCAUGAGGUUCUUUGAUGUUAAGGUCGACCUCACCAAAUGCAGCACACUGGGGGCGGGGGGCUGGGUGGGUGAGCGGUGUGCGCGCGUACAUGCGUGCGUGCAAAGCCCUCUGGAGAGAAACCAUGUCGGGGGCAAGUGGUAGUAUAUUAACGCACCGACCAGGACAAAGGCAGUGGAAGACCGCUAGGUGGGCGGAUGCAGGGGCAGCCGCGGGAAACUAGCCAGCGUUCCGGGCCCCUCUGCGCCCGGUAGGAGGCAGGUCCUCGCGACCUGCUCUCCCUCCUCCGUGCGGGCCGACUCCCUCGGCCGUCUGCAUGGGGCGCCACGCCCCGUUCUGGUGGGAGCGAGGACGCCUGGACCCUCCAGCACACACUCUUCUGGGGUGAAGGCACCAUGAAGUGCAAGAGUGGGGGUGGGGGGUGGCGGCAGGCCACCUGAGAGCUUCCUCGGACCCACCCAGUGUGUCAACGGGAAGGAGGGAGCGAGCAACUCCUCCUCAGACUCUGCAACCUGAGCCCCCAGUCCGCCCCCAGGCAAGGGGACCGAGACCCUACUUCCAAGUUCCUGGUCGCCCUGUCCAAGAGCCCUUGGGGGAGGCCAGCCUGGGGCCCCCACUGUGCCCAAAUCUGGGCGUGCUGGCCACGAUGGUCCGGCUGGGUGGACUUUCCAUCCACUUUGUUUCUGGGAGAAGAAGAUUGCUUUUCUGCACGGGCUCCUGAUGCAUGAUGGAAUUGCUCCCAUUAACUGGGCACUACACAGACCCUCCUCUAGAAAAGCUGGCCCCCAUGGACAGGUGUAUCCGUGGCCCAUUGCCACAGCAAUGCUGCAUGACAACCUCAUCACUGGACGGCCUCACCCCGCACGCGCACGUCUCCCCUGCGAGUCUGGGGCCAGCGGUGUAGGCUGGGCGGUUCCGGUCUGGCUGGGGCUUGCUCCCAUGUGGGGUGUCAGCCUGCCGUGAAGCCUCAGGGUGUGCCCACAGGGGCAGAGGUCAGCCUGGGCUUGGCUCCGUGUCUCUGCGUCCCUCUGUUGGGCUAGCCACAAUCCGGGCAAAGACGGUGGGGGGGCAGAAAUGCUCAGACGCCUUUCCGAGCCAAGGUGAACGCCACAUCUGCUGCCGUCCCAUUGGCAAAGCGAGUCACAAGGGGUGGGAGUGGACCGACUGUCUCCGUAGUGAGAUGGGCCGCCUGGUGACCGGGCCGGGCUGGGGAUUCGGCGAGGGCUGGGGACCUGGGCAGUCGGCGCAGCCUCGCCGCCCUCAGGAGGCCCUGGUCCAAAUAACAGAGUUUUGGACCCCGCCUUCUGCAGCAGGGCAGGACCCUGCACCCUGGGGAGGCAGAGGCUGCGCCCCCCGCCCCCAGCCGCAGCAGCAGUUGUGCAUUGCUCUGCAAUAUCUUGUGCCUUUGGGCUGCUGGUUUGGAGGUGGGGGUUGUGCAGGGAAUCCCCUCAUUGGGAGAGUCCUAGCACAAAGCUUUUAUCCCGAAUCUCCCAGCUCCCACAGCUCCCCAAGAUCCUGCACCAAGUGCCACCCUACCCUCGGUGCCCCCGCCUCUCGCCCCCGUGGGCUGGCCUCGGCCCCGCGAGGUCGCCUCAGAGCGGCCAAGAGCCCGGCAGCCCCGGACGCGUGGGCUGGUGACGGCCUACCCGCCAGGAUCCCUUCAUCUGGAGGCAAUUAGAGGAAACCAGCCAAGCCCCGAGGCAGCUGUGCCCAGCGCUGUUCCCAGCCAGCAAAGGCAUUAGGGCGAUAAUUCAGUCAUUAGACUUCCAGCCUUUCCACCGCCAGGCCGUGCAAACGGCGUAAUCAGCCCGCGCCACGGCUCUCCGCGAUGCUGCUUAUUUAACCCAUUUUUUAAAAUGACACUUAAUGUUAUUGGCCGGCGUGCGUGUGCGCGCAUAGCUAAGUUCCCCGUGCUAAUGUCUGUGCUGUCGCUGCAGGGAGCCGUCAGGCCUCUGGGGCACCUCUGGUGCG